Molecule: messenger RNA, 402 nt
Organism: Trichomonas vaginalis G3
Lineage: Eukaryota; Parabasalia; Trichomonadida; Trichomonadidae
Product: glycosyl hydrolases family 16
Exons: 1
Coding region: 1-402 (133 amino acids)
Source: RefSeq, a predicted model, not a curated record
AUGGAAUAUUAUAGAGACAGAACCGUGGCGAACCUUGCAUGGGCAUCUUCAAACAGAUGGCAGGCUGUUUGGGAAUCAGUUUCUACUCCUGUUUCUUCUGAUUGGAAGAGAAACGUUGAAAAUUGGGAAAAUUUGUAUCACCUUUGGAGAAUGGAUUGGGAUGAAGACUCCAUUAAACUGUAUUUAGACGGAGAGUUAUGUACCAUUGUGUCUCUUUCGAGAACUAUAAAUCAAGGUCAAUGGAAACUUGUUAGUAAUCCUUUCAAAUAUCCACAUUAUUUGAUUGUAAAUCUUGCUCUUGGAGCAGAUUCAGGAGGAGACAUUGAUGAUAGUGCAUUUCCAAUUCGUUAUUGCAUUGAUUACAUUAGAAUUUAUCAACAAGGAAGAUAUUUAUCUAAUUGA